Messenger RNA from Helianthus annuus (common sunflower), 582 nucleotides. RefSeq lists its product as uncharacterized. Gene Ontology annotation, molecular function: catalytic activity. The record is from RefSeq and is a predicted model, not a curated record. Bases 1 to 582 code for a protein of 193 amino acids. The transcript has a single exon. NCBI's taxonomy places the organism in Eukaryota, Viridiplantae, Streptophyta, Magnoliopsida, Asterales, Asteraceae.
AUGAACGGGGUUUCCUCUAUUAGGAAGGGGAUGUGGGUUAAGAAACUUAAAAAGGAUUUGAAAGCUGAUGUCAUUGGGAUUCAAGAAACCCAUCGUGCGGGUUUGUCUAAAGUUGAAUUGAGGCGUUUUUGGGAUAAUACUUGUCUGAAAGUUGCUUCAGUUGAUUCUGCUGGGAGAUCUGGAGGGUUAGCUAUGUUGUGGAACCCUGACCUAUUUCGUGAUGAAUCCAUCUUGAAGAACAAUCGCUUUUUGAUGGUCUCGGGCAGAAUUGUGGGGGUGGAGGAGAAGAUGAAUUUGGUUAACAUUCAUGCGCCGAACGACGCAAGGCUCAGAAGAAGCUUUUGGACCGAGCUUCUGAAUCUGUUAUCUCAUGUGGAGGGGAUGAAGGUCUUGUUUGGCGAUUUUAACGAUGUUCGUGAUGAAGAAGAAAGAGUUAACUCUACAUUUGACAGGAGUGCAUCGGAGGCGUUUAAUGAUUUUAUCUCCACUGCUGGGCUUUUCGAGUUUUCCGUGACUGGAGGUAAAUUUACUUUUAUAUCCGGACAUGCUAAUGUUAAACUCAGUAAGUUGGACAGAUUCUAG